This is a messenger RNA of Exophiala spinifera, 1392 nucleotides long. RefSeq lists its product as uncharacterized. The coding region runs from base 1 to 1392 and encodes 463 amino acids. Gene Ontology annotation, molecular function: transmembrane transporter activity. NCBI's taxonomy places the organism in Eukaryota, Fungi, Ascomycota, Eurotiomycetes, Chaetothyriales, Herpotrichiellaceae. Gene Ontology annotation, biological process: transmembrane transport. The transcript is spliced from 4 exons. Gene Ontology annotation, cellular component: fungal-type vacuole membrane. The record is from RefSeq and is a predicted model, not a curated record.
AUGGCGGCGUCAAUAUCUGAAGGCCAGUCUACGGACAUACGAAAUUCGAGAUCUUCCCACAAGGAGAAGAAAUCUACCCCUGACACGAGCUCUGCCCCUGCACCUGAAUCGGAGACACAGUAUACAGAUGUCGAGAAGUCUGCAGAGGAAGCCAAACCGAAACCACCAGCACGCGAGUCACCCAACGGCGGAUUGGCAGCAUGGCUCGUCGUCCUCGGUGCUUGGUGUACUUCGUUCUGUAGUUUCGGAUGGUUGAACAGCAUCGGUGUCUUCCAGGAAUACUACCAGAAUGUCUUGUUGAGUCAGUAUUCUCCAAGCACGAUUUCCUGGAUUCCGUCGUUGCAAAUUUUUUUCAUGAUGGGCAUGGGUCCUGUCAUCGGCGUUAUCUACGACCACUAUGGUCCUCGCUGGCUUCUUCUAGGAGGGACUUUUCUGCACGUCUUCGGAGUCAUGAUGGCCUCGUUGGGGAAGGAGUAUUACCAAAUCCUGCUGGCCCAGGGUGUAUGUUCUGCCAUUGGAGUUUCUGCAAUCUUCCAACCAGCAUUCACGUCUGUCCAGGGUUGGUUCAGCAAGCGCCACGGCGCUGCGUUCGGCGUCCUUUUCACAGGCUCGAGCGCCGGCGGCAUCGUGUUCCCCAUCAUGGUGUCACACCUCAUCCGUGAAGUCAGCUUCGGCUGGGCCAUGCGCGUCUCGGCCUUCCUCAUGCUCUUCUUGCUGGUGAUAGCCAACCUGACCGUACGCCCCUUUGACCGUCCGUGCCCGGACCAGCACAGGGUGAGCGCCACACAGCUCCGCAAGCCCUUUACCGAACUGAACUUCCUCCUCGUCACGGGGGCCGCGUUCUGGUUCAGCUACGGCUUCUUCGUCCCCAUCAACUACCUGCCGGCCCAGGCCUUCGAGGCCGGCGUGGACCCGGAGCUGGUUCAAUACCUCCUGCCCAUCCUCAACGCGGCGUCGCUGUUCGGCAGACUGUCCGCCGGAGUCGCGAGCGACAAGUUCGGCCCCUACAACGUCUUCGUCGCCGUGUCUUACCUCUCCGGCAUCUGGAUCCUGGGUCUGUGGCUGCCCGAGGACUCGAGCGCCGGCGCCAUCGUCGCGUUCGCGGUGCUUUUCGGUUUCUCGUCCGCCGCGUACGUGUCGUUGCUGGCGCAGCUGGUCAUGGCGAUUUCGCCCAUGAACCUCGCCGACAUAGGCUUUCGGAUCGGCGUGGUGUUGUUCGUCACGGCGGUAGGCGGCCUCACGACGAACCCCGUCAACGGCGCCAUUUUGAGAGGCGGCGGUGGCUGGACGGGCCUCAAGGUCUUUUCGGGCGUGUUUUGUAUCGCCGGCACUACGCUCGUGCUUAUCGUGAGGAUCCGAAGGGCUGGCUGGAGGUUGUUUGUCAAGGUGUAA